Molecule: messenger RNA, 2481 nt
Organism: Temnothorax curvispinosus
Lineage: Eukaryota; Metazoa; Arthropoda; Insecta; Hymenoptera; Formicidae
Product: zinc finger protein 211-like
Exons: 1
Coding region: 15-356 (113 amino acids)
Source: RefSeq, a predicted model, not a curated record
AUCAUUAACGCGAGAUGACAUCGGUUUCAGAAUCGUGGGGCGACGGGCUGAGGAACGAGGCGGAGCGAUCUCAGACGGUGCCGCGACGAUCGUAUCAGCAACGACUGCAGCAGCAUCUACGGAAGACGAUGGAGAACGCGGUCGGCUCGCACGGCCGGCGGUAUCACUGUCCGAAAUGCGAGAAGUCCUUCUCGCAGAGCUACUCGAUGUACCGGCAUUACAGAUACGAGUGCGACUCACUGCCGCGUUAUCAGUGCCCGUAUUGUGGCCACGUCAGCAAGUGGUCCCACUCGAUCUACAAUCAUAUCAGGAAAAUCCACCCGGGACAGAAGGUCACGCUGAACAAGCUCUACUAGUCCAAGGCGGGGAAGAACGCUGUACGAUAUACCAUAAUAAGACACAUAUCAGUACACGCGAUCGGCAAUAAACUCAAAAUCGUUUCACUUGCGUGUUCCUUGAGGGCAGUGAAUGUUCCUGUUUAAACGGCGUUUGCUCGAUGUGUGUUAUUCACUCGAAGGUUGAUCGGCCGUUCGUAUCUGUAGAUCGAGAUGGAGAGCUCUCGGAGGAAAAAUUUAACCGUGAAUUACAUCGACAACUAUCGUUAAUAAUACUUGUCCUGUAUGACUGUCCUAUCCAAUAUUACGAAAAUAAAAUAAAUUGAAGUGUUUUAUGGUUUUAAAUGUAACGAGCUUAAUUCUACGCUUUGAUGCCGAAGAAGCUCGGCCGAUGUAACACGCACUAUGCAGGCUUAGGUUCUCGAGCAGAUGAAAUCGAGGCAAUCUUCUUCGAUCGUUCCCGAGGAGAAGGAGGCAUCCUGAAAUUCCUGCGCGUUUCCCGUCCUCUCUUCGCUGCUUCUCGAAAUUCUCCCGCUAUUAAGAGUAUACGAGGUUGCGUGGUCGGCCGCUCUAAUACAGAACCCCGUCUCUAUUUGUGCUUGCAGACUUCAGGCCGAUCGUCCUGCAGAAGUAUCACGGCGUUGUGCGGAAUUCUCGUCACACGUUAAGACUUCAACCCUCCGUGAACCGGCGCGGCUUCCCCUGUCCCAGGUGUGCCCGUGUCUUCCGCACUUCCGGCGGCAUGAGCCGGCACUACCGGCUCGAGUGCGUCGACAUGCCGCGCUUCAAGUGUCCGCACUGCGAAAUGCGUAGCAAGUACACGCAGGCUGUAUACAGGCACAUCCGGGCGAAGCACCGCAACAUGGAGCUGCGAUUCGUCAAGCUGUAUUAGACGCUUUCUGUAUUAGACGAUUUCUGAGACUGAUGUAGUUUAAUUUAUAUAUACGUACACCAGAGUUAAAUCUAUCCCUCUCAGAAACAAGAUACCUUCCCUCCCUUCUCCCUCUCUUCCUCUUUUAGGAUGUUUCAAAGAGGAAAUUUAUAUCGCAGAUACAAAUACGGUUCAAUUGGUCGCAUGAGAUUAAUAAAUUGUUUUAAGUAUAAAUCUCAUAAUGAUGAUGACUGAUUUUGCGCUAAAUUUUAUGAAGAUAUAAUACAAUAAUUCUGAUACUUUCCAUAAAUAUUGACUAUCUAGCUUCUAAUUGGUAGAUUUUUGUGAAAUAAGAAAUUAAUUUUAUAUUUGGCAAAUUACUUAUGAUUGACGUGAUUACUUAUUUUUGUUUUGAUAAUAUAGGUAAUCAUAUUCGCUGAAAAAAAUAUUCAAACGAUAAAAACUAUAGUUGUGCCCAAAUGACAAGUUUCUGUGAUAAAGCCGUGAAAGUUUUAACGUUGCGUUACAGAAUGUAAUUACUAUAUCUAAUUUAUGUUAAUUAUAUGCACAGACGAAAGUAAUCGUUAUUAGAAAUUGGCGCAGAUUGGUGGAUCGGCGCGAUUCGAGUUUUGGAAAUACUUUAUACGCGUGUGAAAGAUGCGAAUAUUUAUAAUAUAUCAAAGAAUUUGCAUGUGGUUCGCCUAUGAGGAAGUAUAGUCAUUUUUAUUUUCUCUCACGGGGUUUCUCAUGUACAUACAUACGUAGUUUCCUAACCACGUUGGAAAUAAGCAUAAUGAUCUUCAAGCGUUGUUCCUUAACUUUAACUGAUAAUGUGGAAAAUAUUGACACAUGAUGAGAUAAUGAGAGAUUUCCCAGAUUUUUUAUUUCUCUUCGAUAUUUUUUUUUGACGAGACAGAAAUAUCAAAUUACUUUUUUAAUUAUCUCUGUUGAUUGUUUAAGAUGUAGAAACGCAGAAAUAGAAAAAGAGUUACUUCUCGUACAAAUAAUAGGUAAAAAGCAAAGUUUGAAAUCUGCGAAAUCCCAUGUAUUUCAUUAAGAAUCAAAUUCGUAUAUUCUAAUAGAAACAAAACGGUCAUAAAUAAGUUUUGUAUAAUCAUAUAAUACAUAUAUAUACUUGAAAUCUGUUUGAAAUGCACAAGAUAAUUUAUGCAUUGUCGUUUUUACAAAGUUACAAUUUUCAGUUAAUUGCGAACAGUAUGUGCGUUAUUUUGAAGUUAUAUUAGAUCAUGGGGAAUAAAUUAUAUUCAUUUUUUA